AUGACAUUAUUCUUACAAGAAACCGCAACAGCAGCAGAUUUAUUCCAUCCUCUCAGCGGCAAUCCUACCAGCAAAAAGAAGAGAAACAGCAGGUCGCUCGAUUUGAUACCCAUUCAUCCAACAGCUACACCCACAGGCCCUCUUGCAAGAUCCACAUCCGCUGUAGAGAUUAAGAUUUUGACUCAAAACAUUGGUAAUCAGAGCAUGCCAAUCCAGAGUACCGAUGGAGAAGCAUCACUUUCUGCCGUGUUGCCUAAUAAUUCAAAUAGCACAAGUCCAACAUUGCCAGCAGCGUCCAACAUGAGCCCAACAAGUGGGAGCUUACUAUUCAAUUUUGGACUUUCGACAAAAUCAUGUUCUCCAAAUUCAAGGAAACAAAGUGUUUGUUCUUCUAUCAUACAGAAGGAGCCUUCAACUGAAUUUAGCAAUAAUGGCAGUAGAUCAAGAAGAGGAUCACACUUUUCGGCAUUUUCAAGUUUUACAAGAACGAGCAAAUCUUCCGCAAGUGGUACCAAUCCACUGAAAAAUCUAGUUUCACGAUCUACAGGCAGUUCCUCGCCUUCUGCUGACAGUAGCUGGACCAGAAGGUAUUCUGUUGGUGCACCAUUGAAUAAUCCAGAUGCCGCUAUAGCAAUGCACCCAUUGAACCAAGUUGGUUGUGACAACCCUGUGCCAGCAAAGCCCAUCUUGCCCAUGGGCCUACAACAAGAGAUCAACCGAUUCGCCAUUGAUGGAUUUGCGAAAAAGUACUUUUCAACACACAAACGAGGACUGUUCAGACGAAAAGUGCCCAUGACAGAGAUGCUGAAAUGGACCAAAGAAUCCAUCAAACAACCAUUGAUCAUGAUGAACAAGGAGCUGUACAAGGAUGCCUACAAGUGCUUCAAAAUGAUCCAGAUGGUCAUGGGCGAUCGACCCCGGCCUCGUUAUACCAACGAUAUCGAAGAUAUACAAGCUAUACUGACAUGCGGUAUUACAAAGGGCCAGAUGAGAGACGAAAUCUACGUGCAAGUGUGUAAGCAGCUCCACGAUAAUCCUAGUGGUGAAAGUAUCCGCAAGGGAUGGGAAAUCUUGUGUAUCAUUAGUGUCACUUUCCCUCCCUCUAAGAACUUGGAAGCCUAUCUUACGGAUUUCGUGCAACAGAAUCAUCAUGUUCAGGAAAACCAUGUUGAUAUCAUGAGCCAGCAUGUAUCUGCUAAACUGAAAAGAGUGUGUGUGCGUGGUGCAAAAGGAAAGGUGUUGACCAGUGCAGAGAUCAACCGUGCCAAGGAAGCGCCGUUCAAGCCCUCAGUCUUUGGUGAAUCGCUUAGUUUCAUCAUGAAAUUACAGCAGGGCAUUGAUCCUACAUUGCAAAUACCUCAAAUUGUGCCUUUCUUGGCGAAUGCUGUUCGUCAAACCAAUGGCCAGCAAUCAGAAGGCAUCUUCCGAGUGCCAGGCGAUGCGGAUGCUGUUACUGAUCUGCGUGUGCGUAUUGAAAAUGGCAACUACGAUGCAUCCGGCAUCACAGAUCCCAAUGUCCCAGCUUCACUGCUUAAAUAUUGGCUGCGAGAUUUAGCAGAACCCAUCAUCACAUCGGAAGACUACGACGACUGCAUAAAAUACGCAGAAACACCUGAAAAAGCCAUUGAAAUCAUCAACAGAUUGCCCGACAUAAAUCGACGUAUUGCCCUGUUUACUAUCAGUUUCUUGCAAGAAUUCACAGACCCUGCGCUGAUCAAACACACGCUAAUGAAUGUCAAUAAUCUGGCCAUGGUAUUUGCUCCCAAUUUCCUGCGCUGCCCAUCCGAGAGCUUGACAACCGUGUUUGAGAAUUCGAAAUACGAACAAGCCUUCUUGAGAACCUUGAUCAAUGAAAUGACCAUUGAUGCAGAAGCCUGUGCCUACAAUCAAGAUGGUUCAAAGGCUAUUGGUCUUCAUUCUAAUGAAGCAUAA
Messenger RNA from Mucor velutinosus, 1932 nucleotides. Its product is annotated as fatty acid synthase alpha subunit Lsd1. Gene Ontology annotation, molecular function: GTPase activator activity. The transcript has 5 exons. Bases 1 to 1932 code for a protein of 643 amino acids. Gene Ontology annotation, biological process: signal transduction. The record is from RefSeq and is a predicted model, not a curated record. Gene Ontology annotation, cellular component: cytoskeleton; cytoplasm. NCBI's taxonomy places the organism in Eukaryota, Fungi, Mucoromycota, Mucoromycetes, Mucorales, Mucoraceae.